UCGUGUCCAUCACAUUUGUAUGCUCAUGAAAAUGUAAAACUAGCAAGAAGAGGCAGAACGGAACCGGAACAAACACCAUCUGACCACCCAACAUUCUUAUAAAACAAAGCAGAAUACAACCAGAAUAGAACAAAUCGAUGAAGACUAGCCUCAUCUGCUUGACACCAUCGGAAGGCUCAACAAAGAUAAGAACAUAUGAGGCUAAAAGCCCACAUAUAACCCAUGGAUCACUGACGGCGAGACAGGACGAAGACCGACCGAAGAGAGAACUCCGAGUGCCGAUACCUAGUCGACGCCAAUUCAAAGCGAAAAGAGAUGAUGACAAACCACCACAGCCAUGACAAGCCAGAUCCGCAACAGACAAGACCAUUGCUACGAUCUAAACUCCACAAAAUUCUAUACAACACACACAACCUAAAUCAAAACAAAGUAAAAGAAGACAUAGGCCUAAACGAGUUCUGGCAGAAGUGUGUUCGCCCCUUUGCACCAGAGCUGGAGCAUGUGUGUGGAAGGCCAUUAGGAUUGCGUUUCGAUGAGAAAACCGGUGACCUUUACAUCGCGGAUGCAUACUUUGGCCUUAUGAUUGUUGGUCCUGCUGGUGGUUUAGCCAAGCCUUUGGUUACAGAAGCUGAAGGGCAACCUUUUCGUUUCACUAAUGAUUUGGACAUUGACGAACAUGAAGAUGUGAUUUACUUCACAGACACCAGCACCAGGUUCCAGAGAAGGCAAUUCUUGGCUGCUGUUUUGAACGUGGACAAGACAGGGAGGCUGAUAAAGUACGACAGAUCAAGCAAGAAAGUGACGGUUUUAGUACAAGGCAUUGCGUUUGCAAACGGCGUUGCGCUAAGCAAAGACAGGUCUUUUGUAUUGGUAGCUGAGACCACCACUUGCAAGAUCCUAAGGCUUUGGCUCUCUGGUCCGAAAGCAGGAACACAAGACGUCUUUACUGAGCUUCCUGGUUUCCCUGACAACAUCAGGAGAAACUCGAAUGGAGAGUUUUGGGUCGCUCUUCACUCGAAGAAAGGUCUUUUCGCUAAGCUCUCGCUCUCUCAGGCUUGGUUUAGAGAUUUGUUGCUGAGAUUUCCGAUAAGUGGACCGCGUCUGCACUCGCUGUUCACUGGAGGAAGACCUCAUGCGACGGCUAUGAAGCUGAGUGAAUCAGGAGAGGUUUUGGAGGUGCUUGAGGAUAGAGAAGGGAAGAGGUUGAGGUUUAUAAGCGAAGUGGAGGAGAAAGAUGGUAAGCUUUGGAUUGGUUCUGUUCUUAUGCCUUUUCUUGGUGUUUAUGACUUGUAGUUUUUCUACACAAGUGUCUAUGUGCACGCAUGUUAACUCUUCUUUGUUACGUCCUUCUGUAUUUGGAAUCGGUGUCGAUAGAGACUCUUAAGUACUCUGUAAUGAUAGUAUUAAUAAAACAGAGAAGUUUAAAACGUUAA
Molecule: messenger RNA, 1433 nt
Organism: Brassica napus (rape)
Lineage: Eukaryota; Viridiplantae; Streptophyta; Magnoliopsida; Brassicales; Brassicaceae
Product: protein STRICTOSIDINE SYNTHASE-LIKE 10
Exons: 3
Coding region: 316-1293 (325 amino acids)
Biological process (GO): biosynthetic process
Molecular function (GO): strictosidine synthase activity
Source: RefSeq, a predicted model, not a curated record